This is a messenger RNA of Macrosiphum euphorbiae (potato aphid), 495 nucleotides long. NCBI's taxonomy places the organism in Eukaryota, Metazoa, Arthropoda, Insecta, Hemiptera, Aphididae. The record is from the annotation of a GenBank genome assembly.
AUGUCCAAAACAAAUUUCAAACGAUGUCUUGAAGCUGAUAAGAAAGCAGCUAGCUUAAAUUUUACUGCGCUAACAAGUCAUCUGAAAGAAAGUACUACAAACUGUGAGUAUGUUGAAGUGUUGCAACAUCAAGAUUUUACAAAUGUGUGUACCCCAUCAAAUGCUCAAACUAAUCAAACUACAAUGUACCCCAGUUUACCAGACAAUUUUAAUCGGUCAAAUGAAUUAGCUACAGGCUUAAUUAAUAAUCCAAAUCAACCUAUUAGUGCUGAAAGUAAAACACUUAAGGAUAAAUUACGACAGUUAAUUUGUGACUUUCAUAUUUCACAUAACUGUGUAAAUAAACUUUUGGAAAUUCUUAGAUCUGAAGGACUUGAUUUGCCAAAAGAUGUAAGAACUCUAUUUCAAACCCCCAAGAACCAUGCAAUAAUUAAUGUUCAUCCUGGUACAUAUAUUCAUAUUGGUAUAGAAUUUAUGAUACACCUAUUUUACUAG